Molecule: messenger RNA, 2169 nt
Organism: Alternaria rosae
Lineage: Eukaryota; Fungi; Ascomycota; Dothideomycetes; Pleosporales; Pleosporaceae
Product: general substrate transporter
Exons: 5
Coding region: 498-2090 (530 amino acids)
Biological process (GO): carbohydrate transport; transmembrane transport
Cellular component (GO): membrane
Molecular function (GO): carbohydrate:proton symporter activity
Source: RefSeq, a predicted model, not a curated record
CCUCGCGUGUAAAUGCGUUCCCGGACCCUGCAGCAUCACCAACCCUCUGGGUAAUUCCAUCACUUCCCAACUAGGCAUGACCGGCGCGAAAAUCCAGGUCCCUAGGAACGGUCUGGGGUCGGCGAGAGCAUGGUUCCUCUCCGCAAUCGCACAAUGUUUAAUUCUUCCUGGGGGGUGCUUAGCGAUUCUUCCGGGCCAAGGCCAGCAUCAACCUUUCUGCGAACUCGACGGCCAAUGAGCGCAUGCACGAUUGCUUGACACCUUCAUAGCUCAUCUCCAUGGGGUUUGUGGCGUUUUCUCCACAUACUCCGCAAAACAGCACGUUGCCGGGUUCCUCUCGGUCGGGAUAUAUAGGUGUAGACCGAUCUUCAUCCAUUGAAGUGCUCUCCUCAUCUCGCCCAAGCUACGCCUACCUAUCUGGCUAGCAACCCUCAUCGGUGCCAUCUGAGACCACCAUCUUUGGACUCCUCAAGGCACAUCCGGACAACUAUCUCACCAUGGGUCUCCUUACCAUCGUCGAGGAUCGACCGACGCCAAAGGCUGUUUACAACUGGAGAGUCUACACAGCAGCGUGCAUUGCAUCAUGGGCAGCAUGCAUGAUCGGUUACGACAGUGCCUUCAUUGGCACGACUUUGGCGCUGCCAUCAUUCGUUGAGGAAUUUCGUUUUGCGGAAAUGGACCCAGCCGACUUGAACCUGACGAAGGCCAACAUCGUCUCGGUGUACCAAGCUGGUGCAUUCUUCGGAGCUUUUGGAGCGUAUGCAUCCAGUCACUACAUCGGCAGGAGGAAGUCGCUUAUCCUCUGGACACUCAUCUUCAUUUUGGGUGCCGGCAUGAUGCUGGGUGCCAAUGGCGACCGAGGCCUCGGCUUGAUCAUUGGUGGCCGUGUACUAGCAGGUCUGGGAGUUGGUGGAUGCAGCAACAUGGUUCCUAUCUACAUCUCCGAAUUAUCGCCACCAGCUGUGCGCGGACGUUUGGUCGGUAUCUACGAGCUCGGCUGGCAAAUGGGGGGUCUCGUAGGAUUCUGGAUCAACUAUGGUCUUCAGGAGACAAUGGAGCCUUCCCACAAGCAGUGGAUCAUUCCGUUCGCCGUGCAACUAAUUCCUGCCGGCUGCCUCUUGCUUGGCGCCUUCUGGAUGCCGGAAUCACCUCGAUGGUGCCUGACCAAAGGAAAGCGCGAACAAGCACUGAAGGAUCUAUGCUGGAUCCGUAACCUUCCUCAAGACCACACAUACAUCAUGGAAGAGCUCGACGCCAUAGAUGCUCAGGUCGAACAUGACAGAAUCACCGUCGGACCUGGAUUCUGGAAGCCGUUCCUUGCGCUUAAACAACGCAAGGUGCAAUACCGUAUCUUCCUUGGUGGCAUGCUAUUCCUUUGGCAGAACGGAUCUGGUAUCAACGCAAUCAACUACUACUCUCCAACUGUCUUCAAGAGUCUUGGCGUCACUGAAGGCUUCCUCACCACUGGUAUCUUCGGUGUCGUCAAGUGCGUUCUGACCUUUGUCUGGCUCAUCUGGCUCAUCGAUCGUCUCGGCCGCACGAAGCUUCUCAUGUUCGGUGCUUUUGGUGGAUCCCUGUGCAUGUGGUAUAUCGCUGCCUACAUCAAGAUCGCUGACCCAACGAACAACAAGAACGCCUCGGGCAAACUCUCGUCCGGCGGUAUCAGCGCAGUCUUCUUCUUCUACCUCUGGACCGCCUUCUACACUCCCUCGUGGAACGGUACCCCAUGGGUCAUCAACUCCGAGAUGUACAGCCAGCAGACGCGCUCCUUGGGUCAGGCAUUCGCUGCCGCAAACAACUGGUUCUGGAACUUCAUCAUCUCUCGGUUUACACCCCAGAUGUUUGCCACCAUGGGUUACGGAGUAUACAUGUUCUUCGCAUGCCUCAUGCUGCUCUCUAUACCCUUUGUCUUCUUCUUGAUACCCGAGACAAAGGGAGUCCCGCUUGAGCGCAUGGACGAGCUCUUCACUAUCAAGCCCGCUUUCAAGGCACACGGCGUCCUCGUUGACAGGAUGAAGGAAAAUGAGGAGGUGAACUUGGUGAUUAGGGACGAGAAGGCAAGGGCAGAUGAGCACACUGAGAUGGCUUGAGUGUUUGGUAGUCCCACAUACUCGUAGCGUGCAAAUGAAUAUAUCAAGAUCAAUGAGCAUUACCCGAGAGUUUUCCGAA